Molecule: messenger RNA, 3207 nt
Organism: Spodoptera exigua (beet armyworm)
Lineage: Eukaryota; Metazoa; Arthropoda; Insecta; Lepidoptera; Noctuidae
Source: the annotation of a GenBank genome assembly
AUGGGGCUCCAUAAACUAAAGGACUCACGACUGCAUUACUGGCGUUUUGCGGAUAAGAGUUUCGGAUAUUUACCUAAGGAUUGGGAGGGAAUGGGGGCGUGGCAGCGAUUGAGCCUCCGGAAACACAUUUGGAAUUGGUAUGAAGUAGCUCGGUUGUCGAACCCGAAUCAAGAAGGAGAGUGUGCAGCAUAUGACUUCACGAGCGGUAAUAAUGCCAUCAACGUGCAAUACACUUCAGUCAAAAGCAACUUCCUGGAAGAGGCUACCGGCACAGUAACACAAGAAGGCAACACUGCUAAACUAAAAAUAACGAUCUCGACUUUUGAAGAGCUUCACAUAUGGGUACUUGGACGAAAUCCCACUGUAAACGACAUGAUGAUCGCCAGAAUAUCGGCACAACUUACAAAUUUAUUCGGUAUCAAUUAUUCGGCACUGACAAAUGUUGACCACAGUGCAGCUGCCUGCUACGUCCUACCAAUCAUUGAACCUGGUAAUCCUAUCGUAUUACCUGGACAAUGUGACCAGAAUCUACAAGUGCUUCAAAACUUUGACGCUGCGAAGUUCUCAGGGUUGUGGCAUCAAAUAUCAAGCUACGAAACUUCCAAUUCGGGUGGAACUUGUGUGAGAGCUGAGUACACAGUCGGCAAAGAAGGGGUUAAUAUCCUCAACAGUCAAGUUAUUAACCAGAGGCUAAUGACGAUCGAAGGAUCGGCGACUGUCAUUAGUGAUGAUAAUAGUGCCAAGUUACGCGUGGUGUUAAACACUCCUGAAGGUCUUUUCAGUUGGAUUAUCGGCAGAUCACGUCAACUAUCACAGGAGGUUCAAACGAAAGUCGAUCAAGUAGUCAAUUCGUAUACAGAAUUGAAUUACCAGUAUUUCAAAAUGACGGAUCAGUCUUUUGAUGGAUGCUUCUUCUAUCCAGAAGUGAGCUCAGAGCCCGUUGUUUAUAGAGGUCAAUGUGAAUCAGUCAAUGUCCAAGCUAUGAACACUUUUGAUGCUGAAGAAUAUAUGGGUAGAUGGCACAAUAUUCUAUCGUAUCCAACAAGAUUCCAAGAUGGCACAUGCGUCAAUGCCUAUUACUCAUUAACAAAUAACGGAGUUAAUGUGUUGAAUUCGCAAGUGAACAACCAAAGGCUUGAAACUAUUAGUGGAAUGGCAGUUCCAUCAUCUGAUGAUGGGUCAGCUAAACUUGUAGUCUCAUUUCCUGUAGCAGGGUCUGAUCAAACCACAUCUACGGAUUAUUGGGUCCUAGACACGGAUUACAAGAACUUUGCUUUGGUAUAUUCCUGUCAAAAUAUCAAUGAUGAUGAAAUGCAAGUAAGCAGUUGGAUACUGAGUAGAAAGAAAUGGCUGGAAGAAGAAUACGAAGAACGUAUUAACGAGAAAAUUAAUUCUGUAAUAGUACUAGACAAGAUGUAUUAUAAGACAGAGGAUCAAUCAGAAAAUGGUUGCUUCUACUUCCCUGACCCUGAGCCUGGUGUGCCGGUCGUUUUCCCUGGACAAUGUGACGAAACUGUGAAUGUUGUCCAAUCUUUUGACUUUCAACUGUUCCAAGGCGAAUGGUUUGAAAUAGAAUCAUACCCAAACUCUCUUCAGAGUGGACAGUGUAGAAACCACAAAAUUUCCGUCCUCGACAACUCUCGCCUCAACUUGGAAUUUUCUUCUAUAACGGAUCAAUUUUUGGAAGUAAAUAGUGGAGUUCUAACUCAAAGUGGCACUAAUAAUGGAAAAUUGUCUAUUGCUAUAACAAAUGCUAAUGGAGAAGUAAGGAGUUGGAAGCUCAGCAGAACGAGACAACUAUCUCCAGAAGCGAAUGCAGCUAUCGACACUAUAGUAAACAACAAUAUUGUAUUGUCCAACAACUACUUCGAGGUCAUUGACUAUUCUGACGAUGCUUGCUUCUAUCUACCAGAAAUAGAAGCCGGUGAACCAAUAAUACUUCCUGGAACGUGCGACACUUCAAUAAGAGGAAUAUCUAAUUUUAAAAUUGAAGAGUUUACUGGUCGUUGGCGUCUUAUUGAAAGCUAUGGUACAGAAUUCCAAGGUGGUACAUGUAAUGUAGCACAUUACACACUUCAAGCUGACAACAUUAUCAACGUUUUAAACACACAAGUUGUAAAUGAGAAUUUGGAAAGUAUUAGUGGAACUGCUUCUAUUGCUAGCACGGAUGGAACCGGCCAAUUACUAUUUUCAUUCCCAAACAGAGACUUCAAUUUGUACAUACUUGACACAGAUUAUAAAUCGUAUGCCCUCGGUUACGGUUGGAAAUUGAGCCGCGAGAACGCAUUGAGCCCAGAAGCAGUCACGAAAAUCAAUGAAGUUAUUGAUAAUAUUCAGGUUUUAAACAACCGUUAUUAUUACGUAGUUGACCGCAGUGCUGCAAGCUGUUUCUACUACCCUAUUCCAAACCAAAGUUCUAGUGUCAAAUUUAGAGGCCAAUGCGAUCAAAAUAUCCGAGUUCAUCAAAAUUUCCAGCUUGAAAAGUACCUGGGCGAAUGGUAUGACAUCCAGUCCUACCCAGGAGAUUUUCAAGACGGUACAUGUAACACUGCAUAUUACUCCCCGGCAGAAAAUGGCGUGCAUGUAUAUAAUACACAAGUCAUUGAUCAAACUCUGCUCUCCAUAAGUGGUAAUGCGGUAUUAGAACCAAGUACUGAUGGAAGCGCAAAACUUAAAGUGACCUUCAACGUCGCUGGCACUGAUGUCACUACUGACUAUUGGAUAUUGGACACCAAUUAUGAAUCAUACUCACUAGUGUACAGUUGUCGACCUAUAGACGACGAAUAUGUUCAAGUCACAAGUUGGAAACUGAGCAGGAAUAAAGUUUUAUCCCCUGAAGAUGAAACUGCUAUAAGCAACGCCAUGGCCGACAUAAAAGUUUUGGACCAGAGAUAUUUUGUUUCACGUGACCAAAGUCCUGAAGGCUGUUUCUACUUCCCUGACCCUCAACCCGGAGUACCAGUGGUGUUCCCUGGACAGUGCGACGACAAUAUUGCAGCAGUAUCGAGCUUCGACAUUAACAACGGACGUGGCAUGAGAUCACAGCGUAUCCCAAGGACAACCAGCCGGGGCAAUGCAUCAGCCAACAGUUCACUGUUACCGGAACCAACACCAUGCGUCUCGAGUCAUUCAGUGUACUCGGACAAGUCCAAUCGACCACAGAAGGUGUCGCCACAGUCGCUUCCACUGAUGGCACUGGAAGAUUGA